UCUAUGAUCUAGUGCCGACCUACUUGGUCUAAUUGGUUCAAUGGUUAAUUUAAGUUUCGAAACAAGAUGGCGGCCAAAGGAAAGGCAUUUUGUCAUGUGGAGAAAAACUUAAAAGCUUUAGAAAAGUUUCCUCGCGUAGCUCUUAAUAACAUAAGAGAUUUUCCCGAGGCAUUUAAACCGGUAUGUGUAUAAUACCAUUGUUUUUUGAUGAUCUUCAUUACAAACGAAAUAGAUAGGAUUUUGGAUUUCGAAAUUCUGAGGACAGUGGAGUUUUAUAUAGGACACAUAUGCCUUUCUAUAAUAGGAUGUUAAAAAUGAUCCUUACCCAUGUCAAAGUCAAAACGUUUCUCCAAUGCUUUAUGUUCCAUGUCCAACCUAUUAUGUCCCUACUUAUUUUUUUUACUUGUCUAAACGCCAAACGAUUUUACUCGUCAAUGACCCAAAUGAGAAGCUCUGCAGCUUAAUGGGUUAACCAAACAAUCUGACAAUGUCUCUAGUUAACCAAAAAAUCUGACAAUGUCUCUAGUUAACCCAUUGAGCUGCAAUGCACCCCAGUGCGCCCUACUUAUUUUUUUUACUUAUUAUUUUUACUUGUCAAUGGGGAAGCUCUGCAGCUUAAUGGGUUAAAGGGUCAUUCGGCUGAUUCCCUGAAGAUAAUAGUUCAGGGCCAUUUUUAAGGAUUUUCCCAUGGGCGGCUCUGGUUCCGGCUGGAACUUAAAAAACCGGUUCCGGUUCAUCCCUAGGUUGAAGGCCAUGUGUGGCCACAACAUAUCACGCAUGUAUAGGGGGGUCUGGGGGCAUACUGCCCCAGAAAAUUUUUGAAAUUUGAAAUCCGGAAAUGCCAUUUCCUGCAUUCUGAGCAUCCAAAUUUGCUCUGGAUUUACUUCCCAGCUUGUAUGUUAAAAAAGGCCCUGUAAUAGUUAUAGCAAUUUUUGUAUAUUUUAAUACUUGUAAAUGUAUUCACUCCAACUCUGGACCAAUUUGAAAUUGGAACAUCAUGAAAAAUGUGAAAUAUAGUCAUACAAAUGCAAAAAGGAUGCAAUUUCCUUCCCUAUAUUCCAAUAUACAAGCCAAUUUCACUACUAUUUUUGUGAUUUCUGAUUUUUGCAAUCAUCAGAUUGCCAGUUGAUUUCAAGUUGGUUUGAUCAGUCAGUUGAUUUCAAGUGUAUGAGAAUUUCUGCCAUGGCUGAUCCCUCCCCACCAUGUAUAACUAAAUAUAAAUUUGUGUACCUGAUAUUUGGUUUGUGUGAUGUUAACAUUUCACAGUGAUUUAAAGCAGAUGUUCAAAUACAUACCAGACUAAGUACAGUACACUGUAUGUACAAAUUGAAUAUCUACAAGUUAAAGGGGCCCUACAGUCAUUUUUUCAUCGAAAAGCCACCUUAAGUAGGGGACUCCACGGAGAUUCGUUUGGCUGUAUCUUACAUGCAGUAUCCAUGAGUAUGAGUACUUCCGCACACCGGAGGGCACAUGCAUACUGUGGUGCGCAUGUCAAGUAGCGACAAUGACAAAAAAAUGUAAACAAUACUUAAGGUGGCUUUUCGACUAAAAAAAUGACCGUAGGGCCACUUUAAAAGUUAGCCUGCGAGCAGGCUGCUAGACUAUGUACGCUAUUAAAGAAUGUUGGACACCCCUUUGAACCUAUAACCUGUUUAGGUCUGAUUAGAUGCUGUGUAACUUACAAAGUUUAUUUAACCCAUUAAGCGCCAGCGCUCUCCCCUUGACGAGUAAAAUCGUCUGGCAUUGGACAGAUUAAAAUACUAAAGUAGCGUGCAUCAGGGUGCAAUGCGACUCAAUGGGUUAAUUAAUGUUGUCCUCUGAAGGUAAAAGCUACCAACCACAAAACCGAAAAGCACGACGUUUCAAUCGUGGACCUGUUUAUGUUUCUUUCAUAAUGCUUCUAUUUGUUUGUAUCAUUUGGCAAAACUUCCAUUCCCCAAUUCUACAUAUGCACAUCCACAUCAUGCUUUUCUUGCUAGAGGGUUUUUUAGUUCUGAUUUUGACGAGACAACCUUAAAAUUGACACACUUCUAUGAUAUUCAAAAUUAUAUCUACAGUGUAGAUAUAAUAUACAGUAUCUAAAUAUAUCUACAUGUAAUAUGAUGUACUUGGUGUUUCGUGUGCACAAUGCACGAGUAUUUUUUCGUUUGUGUCUAUGCAGCUUUUCUUACCGUUUAAAUAGAAAAUAAAUUAAUAAUAGUCAUGGUACUGGUAUCAGUAUAUUUAUUUUAUACCUGUAGCAUUACAACCAGUACUUUCAUGCAUGCAGGUAUCAAAUAAAUAGUCCUUAAUAGUAAAUAUGAAAUGUCGCCAUGUUAUAAUUGUUAAUUUACCCACAUACAAGCAUCACAGAAAAGGCAGAGGACCUGGUUCUGGUCGUGGAAAAACCUCAGGGAGAGGACAUAAAGGGCAAGGUCAACGUGGCACUUUGCCAAGAACGGGUUUUGAAGGAGGACAGACUCCUUUCUACCUCAGGGUACCAAAACAUGGCUUCAAAAAUGUGUAAGUAAUUGACAAAUUGACAUAGUGGUAUAUGAGGUAUCUCGAGCAUCUUGAAAUAUGAAUCAUUCACAAUAUGAAUAUCCACUAACGAGAAAAUAUAUGAAUUUUUUGUAUUUUUAACGUAUCCAUUUGUUCUGCAAAAUACAAGUAUACAACAUUCACAAAACUUCUAAAAUUAUAAAAUUAAAACCUGUACUAUAGCGAAAGUUAUUACCUCCGCCAUGCAUGAAGAGGUUACUGUAUGUUUUUCCCUAAUCCUCGGUUUGUGUGUUUGCCUGUCACCAGGAUAACUAAAAAACUAUCAAACAUGCUCAACUGGCUAUAUAUAUACUAUCAUUGCAUGCAACUAUGCAAGUUUGAAAUAUACUAAUUUUCUCCUUUUUUAUGUGACACUGCCUCCUGACCAAAAUUAUUAGUUUUAGAAUGUGGAAGAUAUUAGUUUGAAAACGUUUUUGGCUUCUACAGUGUCGCAGUUUUAAGCGUGCCUAACGCUUAACCUGCGCAGCAGGCGUUUACUUGCUUAGCAGGCUAAGUAACACUCGACUUGACCGUUGCAUAUUUAUGUUUUUGUUCUUUUACCAUCAUCGGCAACAAUCUUCACUAGUUUUUUCAGUUAGAUAUCAGGCAAUAUACACAUGGUUACUUUAAACAAAAUUACUGUGGAAAAUAGCUACAAAUGCACUUUCCGGGUUUGUAAUUUUUUGAGGGAGGGCAUGCCCCACACCCCCUAGGAAGGUUCAUCCCCCCCCCCCCAAUUGCUGGCAGAGGUAUGCAGCCUUGAACUACACCCUAUAGUUUUAAAUGCAUGUAUAGAUUCGCAAAUAAAUAUUUCUCAGAACACUGAUAAAAUUAUGUUACGCUGCACUUAUUAGCUAGAUGUCACUUUUCUGCAGAAAGCUUUUUGCGUUUCAUUGCGUUGUGCAAAUAAGGAUUUUUUAUUUUCCAGAAACAAAACGAAUUACGUGCCAUUAAAUCUGAACAGACUUCAAUAUUUCAUUGAUUGUGGUCGUAUUGAUAUCAAUGAGCCUAUUAAUAUGAAUACACUUUGGACGACAGGAGCUGUAUCGAAAGUUGGAGAUGGUGUCUGUCUUUUAGGAACAGUAAGUUCAUCAGCUUUGUUUUACAGUAAUUUCAUAUCUGUAUAUUGACAUCGUUUCCAUGGACCAUGAAAGUGGGAAAUUUCAAGUUGCAGCAAAAAUUGUCUCGUGUGACAUUGCCAUUGGCUUAAACUGCAGGCUUAUACCACUAAAUUCUAUUUUUUUGACAAAUUUUCCACACAACAAGGAUCGGUGCCGGAAAUUCCUGUCAAUUUGUCGCAAAAGUUGAAGUAUAUUUGUAUUUCAGGGUUCCGAAACGUUUAACUCGAAGAUAAAUAUCGAGGUUAGUCGAGCUUCUAAGAAAGCCAUUGAGAGUGUAGAACAAAAAGGAGGACAAAUCACUUGUGCUUACUAUACUAAAUUGGGGCUACGUGUACUCUUAAAACCUUGGAAAUUUGACGAGAAAAGAAUGCCUAGGAGAGCCGCACCACCACCUAAACUGGAGAAGUAUUACAGAGAUCCCACCAAACGAGGGUAUUUGGCUGAUCCACAGGAAAUAGAUGUAGAAAGACAAAAAGUACAUCAAAAUAUUGAUAAUGAUUCUGAAUCGUUGGUAAACAAAGUUAAAAAUAUGAAUUUAUCUGCUGAAUGAUACCAAUAUUGCUGUUCUGGACAACUUUAGACUUUAGUACUGUUCAGGAUAUCAUUAGUGUUAAAUAUAUUGAAAAACUGGAAUCAAUUGUAACCAAGUCUGAUUCAAGAUGAAAGAAUUAACUGGAGCUGGUUGCAUGGUUGUAUAAAAAAGUAGUUAAAGUAACUAUACAGUUAACUUUCCAGUUAACGUGAAAGUUAGCCAAUCAAAGACGUGUAUUUUAGGGUCAACUACAAUUUAAUUACAAAAUAGUGGUUAAAAAGUAGUUACGAGUUUUAUACAACCGAGUUUUAUACUGGAAGUACAGUACGCCAAUAUUACUGUCUGGUACUUCUUUGUUUUCAACCAAG
This is a messenger RNA of Paramuricea clavata, 4541 nucleotides long. Lineage: Eukaryota; Metazoa; Cnidaria; Anthozoa; Malacalcyonacea; Plexauridae. The record is from the annotation of a GenBank genome assembly.